AUGGGUUUCGAACAGAGCGAGGCUGUUCUGCAACCAUCCGAGCAGCCUAUGGAUACAGCAGACUCGCAGCUGACCCAGCGGCGCGCAGAGUACCUGAAGCUCGUUGAGCAAUCCUUUUUUGAUCUGAGAGAAGGAACCAAGUACUACGGCGUGCCGAAAGAGUGGCUCAACGUUUUUCUCAGAGGAACACCGCAGGAGGCAGCCAAUCUGGGGCCUGUCAGCACAAGCAGCAUUUUGGAUCAUACAGAACUUUGCAUCAAUCCGGCGACUACUCCAGAAUUUGUAGCAGAGCAAGUCUUUGCGAAACUUGUCGAGUGGUAUGGCGUGGACGGUCCCUCUGUGGAGCGGCAAUUAUUCAUGGACAAGAAAGACGGCCAGCUCAAGCUCGAGACUUAUCCAUUGUACAUAAUUCCGCAUCUGCUUUGCAAUAACCCCGAAACCAUCAACAGAUACAGACUGGCUGGCGCAAAGCCAUUUCUGAUCUCUGCUCUCAGCACCGCCAGAGACCUCAAGCUAGCUGUGAAAAAACAGUUCGAGAUUGGCAAGGGCACCACCAGAAUAUGGCGAAUCACGCCAGCAACGAGAUUACCCGUGAUCCUCACUCCUCAAGACCUGUCGAACAUCAGUUCGAAGACGCUGAUCCCAGCUGGAAAGAAAUCUGGCUCUAUAAAAUUAGAGGACCUAAACAUCAAUGAGCGCAAUAUUCUCAUCGAAAUUCAACAGGAGGAUGGAACGUACCCAAUGGACACGUCUUCGACAGUUUCCUUGGGGUCAGGAUUGGUGGGACUCAAUAAUCUGGGAAACACCUGCUACAUGAAUUCUGCCUUGCAGUGUUUGGUUCAUAUCCCCGAGCUCACCAAUUAUUUUUUGUACGAUUACUACGAGAAGGAAAUCAACAGAGACAACCCGCUGGGAAACGACGGCAAAGUGGCGUCUGCUUAUGCAGGCCUGGUCAAGCAUUUAUUUGACAAGCGCUUCGCGGGCCCUUCAAGCUCAUAUUCACCAAGAGACUUCAAAUACACAAUUGGAUACUACAACUCGAUGUUCGCAGAUUAUCACCAGCAAGACUCACAGGAACUGAUAGCUUUUCUCUUGGACGGGCUGCACGAGGAUCUGAACAGAAUCUUGAAAAAGCCGUAUGUUGAGAAGCCAGAGCUGCCGGACGAAAAAGUUAACGAUGUGGAAGAAGUGCGGAAAUUGGCGCAGAAGUGCUGGGACAGCCACAAGUUGCGAAAUAACUCUGUUGUUAUCGACUUGUUUGUGGGGCUGUACAAGUCGACUUUGGUGUGUCCGUCUUGCGGCAAGAUCAGUAUAACCUUUGACCCUUACAAUGAUCUCACUCUACCAUUGCCGGUUCAUAAAAAAUGGAUAGGAAAAGUCAAUGUUCUAUUGGAGGAAGGAUAUCCCAAAUGUCUUGAGGUGGAACUUCCAAAGUCUUCAACAUUUGCUGACCUCAAAGCAUACGUUGCAGAUAAGUUGAAGGUGCCUAUCAAUGAGCUGCUUGCUGUUGAGGUGUUCCAGUCGCAAGUGUACAAAAAUUUUGAGGCCAAGGAUUCAGACACGCGCUAUCUGCCUAUUUCUGACUUGAUCGGGCAGAACGACGAGAUCUGGUUCCACCAGAUCAAACAUAGACCAGGAGAUUUGAUUGUCCCCGUUUUCAAUACUCUUUCAGACUCAAGAAACACCAAACCCUUCGGCAUACCGUUUUUCAUCACUGUCACCGAGGACGAGUGUUACUCGUUUGGCAGUAUAAGGAGAAAGUUGGAACAGCGAUACGGCCAGCUUUCGACGUACAAAUUUUUCCAAUCGAGACAGCGUUUACAGCAUCAGGCCGCAGAAUUUUCUGGGAUUGAGGACGGCGACGACGAUGACGUCUCUUUGGCUGAUCCUGAAAUACCUGGAAAUCAUGCUUUUAGCGUGAAGGUUUUCGAUUCUUCUAACGAGAUCAAAAUUGCCAACCGAUACGGCAGAGGCCUUUACGGUUACUCUAGAUACCCUCAAGAGGAUGAGGAAGAUGAUUCGUUGUGGAUUCCUCGCACACAUAAUAAUUUCAAGAAUUUGCCCGACCUGCUGGAGAAAGUGAACGAAACUAAAAGGAAAUAUUAUUCUUAUCGAGCCAGAUCUACCGAAACAGUCACAAGUGAGGACUCUAGUUCCGGAAUCUUUGCUGAUGGUGUGGGUGAAACCAAUGUGAUGGGUAGCGACGCUAGUGAGCCAAAUCUGGCUCCUUUGACAGAGGAAGCCAAUGGAAUGCACAUAGAUGAUGAAGAAAAAGAGCAGCAGGAAGAUUCGGAUUCUGAGCUGGAAAGCGUUUCAAGACCUCUCAUUUUCGAGAAAAAUGCGCUGGUCUGCGAGUGGGAGCCUCCAUACUUUGAUACUUUUUUCACAGGAAUUGAGGAAGACGGACAGGGAGGCAGAGAGACAUGGUCAAACCCUGAAGUACUAGAGAACGCGGAGGUCGAAGAAAACAAGCGACUCAUGGCCGAAAGCAGGCGCAAGAACAUAUCUCUGGACAAUUGCAUGGAGAUGUUUUCGAAUCCAGAGGUCCUGGGAGAAAAUGACCUAUGGUACUGUCCAAACUGCAAGGAGCACAGACAGGCAACCAAGAAAAUCGAGAUCUGGUCUGUUCCGGACAUACUCACUAUCCAUCUGAAGCGGUUCGAGAAUACCAAAAGCUUCAGCGACAAGAUAGAUGCUGUUGUGGAGUUCCCCAUUGAGGGUCUCGAUAUGUCCAAAUAUGUGGUUGACUCUACUGGGGAAGAAAUGAUCUACGAUCUUUUUGCUGUGGACAACCAUUUCGGCGGGCUUGGCGGCGGACACUACACAGCGUACGCCAAGAACUUCAUUGAUGGGAGGUGGUACUAUUUUGAUGACUCACGGGUGUCUAUCGUGGACUCUACCGAGUCCAUUCGGGGCUCUGCCUAUCUGCUGUUCUACCGGAAGAGAAGUGGCCAGCCGCUGGGAGGCGAGUUCUUCCGCCGCAUGAUGGAGGACAUUGGGCAAAGAAACGCGGAGAACCAGAGAAGACUGCUGGAGUCUGUGAAGCUGGACGCUCUGAGAGCAGAUAGCAUAGACGAGUCUCCGACGCCUAUGGAGUCCUCAAACACCACGGAGAGUGGGGCCAGCUUUACCACCCCCACAGACGUUGCUUCCGACGAGAACGAGCAAGGCUACAAUGAACUGAAAAGCGAGCGAAGCGAUGAGACCGAGUCGUUAGUUUCGGAUAACCUUAUCAAGCGUCGCAAAAAGAUGCUGGGCGAUGGCCACAUCGACUCGACGAUCGGCUCCCCUGCUAGUGACAUCGACGACAAUGUGUCCACGUUCAGUGGAAACGCCAUUGCUCCGGCCGAAAUUAAUGACGGAACGUAUGGUGAGUUUAUUUAG
This is a messenger RNA of Ogataea angusta, 3384 nucleotides long. RefSeq lists its product as uncharacterized. Gene Ontology annotation, biological process: protein deubiquitination. Bases 1 to 3384 code for a protein of 1127 amino acids. NCBI's taxonomy places the organism in Eukaryota, Fungi, Ascomycota, Pichiomycetes, Pichiales, Pichiaceae. The transcript has a single exon. Gene Ontology annotation, molecular function: cysteine-type deubiquitinase activity. The record is from RefSeq and is a predicted model, not a curated record.